ACAGUUUUGAUUUUCAAAAUUUUUGAAUUCUUAUUAAAAUUGUAGAUACAUUAUUUAAAGUAUACUGAUUCAUACAGUUCUGCAGAGUUAAAUUAUUCAAAACUCACUAAAAAGCUAUUUAUAUGUGUAAAUGCUACUUUUUCUCUAUAGUUUUGACAAAAUUUUAUCCGUUCAAAUUAAGCUGAUGAAAGGAAUUGAUUUUAUUUAUUUUGAGCAUAUGAUAAAUAAUUUUAUAGAUAUUAGCAGUAUCUGUGCAAAUAUUUUUUGAUUAUUUAGUUACUUAAUUUAAAUUCUUGGAAUUUUAUUUUAAAUUUUAAUACUUUCUUUUGUAUGCCAAAGAUUUUUCUGUCAGCUACGAGAAAGAAAGAUAUUUUGUUACAUUUUCAUUUUUUCUAAGUGCUGCAGUUUCUAAAUUUAUUUCACAAUGGAUCAAUCAAGCCAGAAAAAGAAAGUUUGCUUUGCUGCUGAAAAAUUGUGUUUAGUUUGUGAAUGGGAAAGCUGUGAUGUAGUGGAAGCUAAUAUUGAAAUUUUUUUAUCACACAUUACUACAGAGCACCUGAUAAAUGUAAAUUCAGGUGAUUUACACUGUCAUUGGAAAGACUGUGAAGGCUUUACUGAUAAUCUACCAGAACUGAGGAGACACAUUUUAUUACAUGCAUUUCACACGAAAAUAAAAUGUUAUGGAGCCAAUCUCCAAGCACGCAAAAACAUGCCUAACUGUUUAGCAGGCAUGCAGAGUCGUAAUAUUGUGCCUGAAUUACCUGAGCCAUUAGUUUGCUGUUGGGAAGAAUGUAUGAUGGUAUAUGAAAGUCCUGAGCACUAUUAUCGCCAUGUAGACAGUCAUGCUAUAUAUGAUUGUAAAAAGUAUGGAAAUCCUCUUUGUUUGUGGCAGGAUUGCAAACGAUCAUUUUCUGAUCAGUUUAAAGUGAAGGAACAUCUCCGAUCUCAUACUCAGGAAAAAGUCAUUGCUUGCCCUACGUGUGGUGGAAUGUUUGCAUCUAGAACUAAGUUUUUUGAUCAUAUUCAAAGACAACUCCCUGAUGAUAAAUCUAGUUCCUAUGUUUGUGAAUAUUGUCCUGCCCAGUUAAACUCUGAGCGCUUACUUCGUGAUCAUAUGAGACAUCAUGUGAAUCAUUACAAAUGCCCUUACUGUGAUAUGACAUGUCCAACACCAUCAGGACUUGGAUCGCAUAUUGCUUAUCGCCAUUCAGAGGAGAAGCAAUAUUCUUGUCAAUAUUGUGAUUACAAGUGCAAGACUGAAAGUGAUCUAAGGAAGCAUUUGGAAUCUCACAGUAUGGUCCCAACCUACAAAUGUCCUGUUGAAAAUUGCACAUAUUCUUCAAGAUCUCAAACUUGUUAUAGAGCUCAUUACAGAAAACAGCAUGAAGGUAAACCACCUUUCAAAUAUUCCUGUCACCUUUGUGAAAAAGUGUUCAGUCGAGGAAACUACCUCACGAAGCAUUUAUUGAAAAAACAUAAAUUUUGUUGGCCAUCUGGGCAUUGUAGAUUUCGGUAUUGUUUAGAUGAAGAAGGGGUUUACAAACUUCAAACAGUGCGAUAUGAAAGCCUUGAAUUGUCGGAGGAAAUGAUGGGUGAAAAUUCUGAACUCAUAUCACAAGAUGAUGAAAGUAUAGAUGACCCCAGUGCAGUGAACACAUCAAUGCAAAAUGAACCUUGUGAAAACCAAAAUUUAGGUAGCAUGAAUAUUGCUGAAUCACAAAAAAAUGUGCAUUUAGGUGAAAACAUUUCUAAUAAUUCAGUCAUCUUGGAAGUAGACAGAGAAAAUAAUUUGAUUACCCAAGAAGGAUUAUCAGUAGUGUGUGUACCAUACACGACAGAAGGUAAAAAAUCUGAAGAAGAACCUGUUUUGAUUAAAAUUCUUGAUGUUACUACUCCUUGCGACCAAUCUUUUUUGCAGUCAAAUGGCUAUUUUGUGCAAGAUCUUGAAAUUUCUGGUGUCCAGUCUAUUAUAAAAGAUUCUGAAGGAUUUCUAUAUAAGACUGUAGAUAUUAUCUCACCGCCAGAAACUUCUAUACAGCCAUCAUAGCAGUUAUUUCUAUAAGAAGGUGAUUUUGAAUGAAUUGCAUUUUUAGAGCUUGAAUGAACUCUGUAGUACGAUUGUGAUUUUUUAAAAUUUUUAUUUUAUAGCAUGUCUUAUUUUUUUCAUAGAUUGAAUUUUUAAAAAAAUGGUAGGAAAGUUUUGAUAAUAUAAAGAUUGUUUGCCCAUUUUUAAACUAUAAUUGUUGUUUCAGCUCUGAUGGUUUUUAAUAACUUCUAAAUAAUAAUUUUGUUUUAAAUUGAAUAAUUUGUAAACAGAAUAUUAAUGGAAACAGCAACUUUUCACAUUUAUGUUCUUUCGUAAUAUUUUUUUAUAUCUGGGGGCAAAUUAAAAAAAUUAUGCUUUAAUAUACCAUUUUUUUUUUCUAGAAAUCUUUUCUUUAGAGUUUAAUUUUAUUUUCCCUGACUUUGCAAACUAACUGCAUUUAAGCUAUAAUUGUAAAUCAGUUUAAUAGCAUUAUUUUCAUUACUAAGAAAAUCAAUCAAUGAAUGUAUAAUUAUUGUACAUAAUGUGAAAAUAUAUAUAUAAUUGAUUGUAUGUAUAUACUCUAAAUAAAAAUGUAACCUGAUAAUGCAUUAUUUGGAAAUUUAUUGUUUGUGCUCAUAAAUUAAUGAAUUAUUUGGACUUAUAUAAUUGUACUAUUGCUAGAAAAAAAAAUAUGCUUGAUGUGAUAUGAUUUGAAGGUAUGAAUUUAAACUCAGAAUCAUGCAUAUCAUUGCCUUUAUCUGCAUUCAAAACUUUAUGUAACAUAUUGAUUAUAAUACAAUUUUAGAAAGAAAAUUAUUUGAAGUAUGAUUCAAAGGCAGAAAAAAUUCCUAGUUUACCAUCUGCAUAAUCUUGGAAAUAUCAGAAAACUAUUAAAAACAUCAGAAUGAUGCUUUCUAAACAAUAUUAAA
Molecule: messenger RNA, 2955 nt
Organism: Argiope bruennichi
Lineage: Eukaryota; Metazoa; Arthropoda; Arachnida; Araneae; Araneidae
Product: histone H4 transcription factor-like
Exons: 10
Coding region: 425-2047 (540 amino acids)
Biological process (GO): anatomical structure development; regulation of transcription by RNA polymerase II
Molecular function (GO): RNA polymerase II cis-regulatory region sequence-specific DNA binding; DNA-binding transcription factor activity, RNA polymerase II-specific
Source: RefSeq, a predicted model, not a curated record